GAAAAAUUCCCGGAAGUAAGCUCUGUCGUUUACCUAGCAUGCUAAGCUAACUCAUUUCGUAUGCUGCUGGAAGAAGACAUGGGGGCUGUGUUUCACAGCCAUUACUGAUAGUAGCGCCGCAUGAAAUCCAUUUAGAACCAGACUGAAACCUGAGAGUCUCUUUUGUAUUCCGCUGCUGGAUCAAGCCUGAACAUGGAGUCGAUGUUGAACAAACUGAAAAGCACCGUCACUAAAGUGACGGCAGAUGUCACCAGCGCCGUCAUGGGCAACCCGGUGACGCGGGAAUUUGAGGUUGGCCGACAUAUCGCGAGCGGAGGUCCUGGCCUUUGCUGGAGGAUCUACAAUGGCACCAAGAAGUCUACCAAACAGGAAGUAGCAGUGUUUGUGUUUGAUAAGAAGAUAAUCGACAAGUAUCAGAAGUUCGACAAGGACCAAAUCAUUGAUUCCCUGAAGCGAGGGGUGCAGCAGCUGACCAGACUGCGUCACCCGCGCCUCCUGACCGUGCAGCAUCCGCUGGAAGAGUCACGGGACUGCUUGGCAUUCUGCACAGAGCCAGUGUUUGCCAGUCUGUCCAACGUGUUGGGCCAGUGGGACAACCUGCCCAGCCCCGUGCCCAAAGACAUCAAAGAAUACAAACUCUAUGAUGUGGAGACCAAAUAUGGCUUACUACAGAUCUCGGAGGGUUUGUCGUUUCUCCACAGUGGGGUUAAGAUGGUCCACGGCAACUUGUGUCCAGAUAAUAUCAUCCUCAAUAAGAGCGGAGCCUGGAAGAUCAUGGGCUUUGACUUCAGCAUAUCCUCAACUAACCCUUCGGACGCUGAGCUGAAGUACACAUGUAAAGAGUGGGAGCCCAACCUUCCGCCGCUCUGCCUCCCCAACCCGGAGUACCUGGCCCCUGAAUACAUCCUGUCCGUCAGCUGCGACUCGGCCUCCGACAUGUACUCUCUCGGAGUCAUAAUGCACGCCGUUUUCAACGAAGGCAAGCCUGUAAUCCAAGUCAACAAGCAUGAUAUUUUUAAGAGUUUCAGCAGGCAGCUGGAUCAGCUGAGCAGCAUGAAUCCGGCACUGCUGAGUAAGAUCCCGGAGGAAGUACGAGAGCACGUCAAGAUGUUACUCAGCGUGUCGCCGACGGUCCGACCGGAUGCAGACCAGAUGACCAAGAUUCCAUUUUUCGAUGAUGUCGGGGCCGUAACGUUGCAGUACUUUGACACACUCUUCCAACGGGACAACCUGCAGAAAUCUCAAUUCUACAAAGGUUUACCAAAAGUGCUGCCAAAGCUACCAAAGAGAGUUGUGGUGUACCGCGUAUUGCCGGCGUUGACCUCGGAGUUCGUCAACCCAGACAUGGUUCCGUUUGUGCUGCCGAAUGUGCUGCUUAUUGCCGAAGAGUGCACCAAGGAGGAGUACGUUCGCCUCAUCCUGCCCGACCUCACGCCUGUUUUCAAACAGCAGGAGCCUCUGCAGGCUAGUAACAUGAUCCUGCUAAUAUUCCUGCAAAAGAUGGACCUGCUGCUGACCAAGACGCCGCCAGAUGACAUCAAGAACAGCGUGCUUCCCAUGGUCUACAGGGCUGUGGAGGCUUCCUCAGUUCAGAUUCAGGAGCUGUGCCUGAACAUCAUCCCGACGUUUGCCAACCUGAUUGACUAUCCGUCCAUGAAGAAUUCUCUCAUCCCGCGCAUCAAGUCAGCCUGCCUGCAGACGUCCUCUCUCGCUGUGCGAGUGAACUCCCUGGUGUGUCUGGGGAAGAUUCUGGAAUAUCUGGAUAAAUGGUUUGUCAUCGAUGAAAUCCUUCCCUUCCUUCAGCAGAUCCCCUCCAGAGAGCCAGCUGUCCUGAUGGGCAUUUUGGGCAUCUAUAAAUGCACCUUUACCCACAAGAAGCUUGGCAUCCCCAAAGAGCAUCUCGCCACAAAGAGUUUGCCCCACCUCGUCUCUCUUAGUAUCGACAACAACCUCAAUCUAAAUCAGUUUAAUUCUUUUAUGAUGGUAAUCCGGGACAUGCUGAACCGCAUGGAAGCUGAACACAAAACCAAACUGGAGCAGCUGCAUAUCAUGCAGGAGCAGCAGAGGAGUCUAAACAUCACAAAUCCAGGGAAUUCCACAGAAGAAACUAAAAGCCCACCAAACUCUGGAAACCAGAUUGACGACAUAUUUGGCAGCGCGAGUGUUAAUGGGAAAGAAAAUGGAUCUGCUGCAACACCGUCGCAGCCUAGCAGGGUUUCUCUGACUCUGGAGGAGAAACAAAGGUUAGCCAAGGAACAGGAACAGGCAGCUAAGCUGAGGAGCCAGCAGCCGUUGGCACCUCAGGCCAUCAAACCUUCGUCCUCCAGCAGCUCACAGACUAAAGACCUGACCAGCAGCCUGCUCAACAGCAUGACGUCUCUAAACAGCCUGUCCAUGGCGAGCUCAGUGCGGCCACCGCCAGUACAAGGCACCAACAUGUCCGCCUUCCCCUCGUCCGGUCCGAUGGUGGGGCCGGUCUCUAAUGGUUUCAACCCCAGCAUGGGUUUCCAAUCUGGGGGCGUCGGGAUGGGCAUGCGGCCCUCGGGCCCCGGCCUCUACGGAGGAAUGGCCUCCACCGCCAGCACCCCCAACUUCGGGGCUCUGACGCAGAAUCAAGGAGCGUCUGGGCUGACGAACAGACCGCCCAACAUGUCGGCCUUGGACAACCUGUUUACACCCAACAAACCCAAAGUCUCUCUCAACCAAAUAGGUCCCCAGGCCGCACCUGGAGGCGGUUCCCCCUGGGCCAGUCAGUUCGGGUCGGCCCAGAACACUCAGACUCCGAUGGCGGUGGGGAUGGGAGGGAUGCCCAGCGGGUUUGGGAUGCAGGCAAACCCUUUCUUCAGCCCACAGAACUUUUCUCAGCCGGGUUCUGCCCCGAGCAUGAACCCAGGCGGAGUGAAACCGAGCGCGUCUGCGAACAAUGACCUGCAGGACUUAUUUGGCUGAAACGAAACGGGGGACGGGAAAAAAAAAAAGAAAAGAAAACAACCCCCUGAUGAAGUAUAUUCUUUUAAAGACUGUAGAGAUGAGCGCUUUGAAUUAUCACAGAUGAUUGUGGAGCACUUUCACAGGUGUUUUUGUACUUUUAAUCUCGUCUAAUUUAACGUCUCGUGCUGACGGUCUGCUGGAAAAUGGAACCCGCGCCAACGGUCCGGUGUGGGCUUCACUUCUUUUAUGCUUCGGUCUUUCAAUGCUGGGGGUUUCCUACUGUUUUUGUACUUUCCCACGCAAAUAUAUUGAUUGGGUCAAGAUGAAUUUGAGUUUGGUUCAAAUUCAUUCCUUGUCCGAAUGGAAGGAGAGUAUUUUGCUUAAAAGAACAAGAUCUUUUUCAUUUUCAUACUUAGGAAAUGUUGAAAACCUGCUGUGCUCACUUCACAUCUGCUCACUUUCAGGCUUCUGUACUUCCACUGCCUUUUCAGAAUAUUUUGAGGAACAUGGUGUGUGAUUUCAUUGGGAGGCAGGCUUGCUUUUGAAAACCGCUUAUUUGCGGUUUCACAUGUUAUAUAUGUUUCUCUAAAGAUAAACUGGACAAUCCUUCUGGGCUUCAUUCUCUCGUAACCCGACCAAAAUGAUCUCCAUUCCUUGCACGUUGGCCUCCAUUUGCUUUCAUCAGCUUUGCAGGUGAAUAUCCUGGUUUCUCUUGCUGCAGAGUCUUUCUCCUUUCUGGUUCUGGUCACAGCGGAGUGGCUGUUACUGCUGUGUUCAAUGCUAAAGGCGAUGUGGAAAGUCUGCACUUCUUUUGUUCUUGUGCCUUACAAGGGCACAUGGCUAAAACUAAGCAGCACUCAAUUGUUACACAAGUAGGCAUGGGUCAGGAUAAAAUAUUAAUAUAUUGAGGAUCAUACCAUGGUGUUAUACUGUGAACACACAACAUUUUUUAAAUUAUGUUAUUGCUUAUUAAAACAGGAAAACUAACUGAUUCCUAAUGCUGCAAAAGAAAUUACAGUUUUAUAAUAUAAAACUGUAAUUUUGCUUUACUUGUUGAGCUCUAUUUUUUUCUAAGUUCUGCUCCAUCUAAUUCACAUAACCUCUAGGAAUCACUAAAAUGUUGUAAAAAUACAAUUCUUUGUUCUUCCUCAAAGUUAUGAAGAUGAGUUUCUGGUCAGGAUUUCCUCUCAGCAACUGAUUUCUUAGUGGACUGAUGCAACAUUUAUUUAUUAUUUGAAUUUUAAUACAUAAGCUUAAGCAAAAAUAUUAAACAUCUGCUAAAUUUAGUUGUAGUUUUGUCACAACUUUUCUAUUCUUUAUACAUUCUGCUUAAACUUAAACUAGCUGAAGUUAGCCAGGCUAUCUGUGUCAGAUUCUCAGUUUUUAUGCUGUAGUUUUAAAACAUGUUUUGCCUUAAAUGUAGGGGUGGAUGAUGCUCCUUUAGUUUCCAUUUUUAAAGUGAAGACGGCUAUGAAUGGAAAUAUUUCCACGUGGGAACAACUAAGUUAGAUUUGGGAACGAUACACCGGAAAACUUUUGCAGUUAUUGAAGUUUUUUACCUUGAUAAGAGUAACUGGCCCAUGCUAACACAAAAUUGUUUCAAUGGAUGUGACUUGCUUGGUUUUUCUUAUUAUCAAUUAAUAUUACAGAUUUUUUUUUUUUUAUGUGACCAACCAUAUCACAUUCCCCAUAUUUUGUGUGCAUUAAUAUGAAAUGUAACUGUGUAGUUAUUUCAACAUGGAGUUAAUUUUGUGAUUCUGGGUUAAGAGGCCUUAGAUGAGUCGAGUGCAAUAAUCCUUUUCGGUUCUUGAGGGUGAAAAUAGUUUGUCGGAACCAGCUCUCCUUGUGUGUGACUUUCUCUGCUGACCUGCAGUUAACUUCACUGUUCUGUCGGAUUUUAUUAAUGACUAGAUAUUAAUGUGAAUUCACUCUGAAUUAAACAUUUUGGGUCUUUUAGAUUCACCGCGCUCACAUUGAUUCUGCUGAUGAUUGUCUUUUAUUUAAUGUUUUAAGAUAAACUUCGCUCUUCAGGUUCUGUUCAUUUCCACACUGUUGACGCUUUGCUUUGAUUAACUCGAUUGGUUUACUGGAGUGUUGUUUCACAUAUUGUAGCAGAACCCCAAAGCUAACUGAAACUCGGUCUUUGAUUAGGCCGUUUGUAAACUACUGCUGUUCUGUGUGUGAAGUGUGAGCCUCGUUUUGUGUCCAGGUGCUGGUUUCUGAAGUGGUUCCAUGAAGAUCUGUACAUAUAUAAAAGCAUACAAUCUAAUAUUCUCAAA
Poecilia reticulata (guppy) is the source of this 5210-nucleotide messenger RNA. It is a transcript of the gene scyl2, whose product is annotated as SCY1 like pseudokinase 2. Gene Ontology annotation, biological process: protein phosphorylation. The record is from RefSeq and is a predicted model, not a curated record. Gene Ontology annotation, molecular function: protein kinase activity; ATP binding. NCBI's taxonomy places the organism in Eukaryota, Metazoa, Chordata, Actinopteri, Cyprinodontiformes, Poeciliidae.